Hyaena hyaena (striped hyena) is the source of this 1641-nucleotide messenger RNA. It is a transcript of the gene CERKL, whose product is annotated as ceramide kinase like. The transcript is spliced from 13 exons. The coding region runs from base 1 to 1620 and encodes 539 amino acids. The record is from RefSeq and is a predicted model, not a curated record. Gene Ontology annotation, molecular function: kinase activity. NCBI's taxonomy places the organism in Eukaryota, Metazoa, Chordata, Mammalia, Carnivora, Hyaenidae.
AUGCCCCGGGGGAGGCGCGGCGGCCGGGUGAGCGCCCUGGAGGGCGGCCCGGAGGAAGAGGCGCCCCAGGCGGCGGCCGCGGUGCCCUCCGCGCUGUGGGCGUCCCAGCUGCAGCCGGAGCCGGCAGCCGGGCAGAUCCUGCUCCGAGGCAUCUUCGAGAUCGGCAGGAGUAGCUGUGACGUGGUGCUGAGCGAGUGGGCCCUCAGGUGGUGGCCCAUCCAACCCGAGCGCCCUGCAGGUGACUCCAAGUAUGAUGUUCUAUGUAAAGAAGAAUUUAUCGAACUCAAGGACAUAUUCUCUGUCAAACUGAAGCGGCGUUAUUCUGCUAAACAGCAGGGAAGUGGUACUUUAUUAGGUAUCACACUCUUCAUAUGUUUGAAAAAGGAACAAAAUAAAUUAAAAGAUUCUACGCUUGAUCUUAUUAAUUUAAGUGAAGACCACUGUGAUGUGUGGUUUAAACAAUUCAAGAAAAUUUUGGCAGGUUUUUCAAAUAGACCAAAGUCUUUAAAAAUAAUUCUUAACCCCCAAAGCCACAAAAAAGAAGCUACCCAGGUCUAUUAUGAGAAGGUUGAACCACUGUUGAGGACUGCAGGAAUAAAGACUGACGUAACAAUAACAGAAUAUGAAGGGCACGCUCUGUCGCUGCUAAAGGAAUGUGAACUCCAGGAAUUUGAUGGUGUUGUCUGUGUUGGGGGAGAUGGAUCUGCCAGUGAAGUUGCCCAUGCUUUGCUUCUUAGAGCCCAGAAGAAUGCUGGGAAAGAAACAAACCACAUCCUCACCCCUGUCUGCGCAGAGCUCCCACUGGGUUUAAUACCAGCAGGCUCUACCAAUGUACUGGCACAUUCUCUUCAUGGAAUCCCUCAUGUGGUGACUGCAACUUUGCACAUUAUAAUGGGGCACAUACAACCAGUCGAUGUCUGCACCUUUAGCACCACCGGCAAGCUUCUCCGCUUUGGGUUCUCAGCCAUGUUUGGCUUUGGUGGGAGAACUCUGGCUCUGGCAGAAAAACAUCGAUGGAUGUCACCCAACCAACGAAGGGAUUUUGCUGUAAUUAAGGCACUGGCAAAACUUAAGCCUGAAGACUGUGAAAUAUCAUUUUUACCAUUUAUGAGCUCUCAAGAUUUACAAGAAAGGAAGGCGGAAGGAUCUCCCAAAUCUGAGACUAAUGAUCAAUGGCAGACGAUCCAAGGUCAGAUCCUGAAUGUCAGCAUUAUGGCAAUCCCUUGCCUGUGUUCUGUGGCACCUAGAGGCCUGGCACCUAACACCAGAUUAAAUAACGGAAGCAUGGCUCUUAUAAUUGCAAGAAAUACUUCUCGGCCAGAAUUUAUAAAACACCUGAAAAGAUAUGCCAGUGUUAAAAAUCAGUUCAACUUUCCAUUUGUUGAGACUUACACUGUUGAAGAGGUUAAGAUUCGCCCGAGGACUAAUGGCGUACCCAGUCUAGAGGAGGAUGGACAGCAUGCAACUGCUUCAGAAAACAGUUUCCCGUGGAACGUAGAUGGUGAUUUAGUGGAAGUUGCAUCAGAGGUCCAUGUUAGAUUACACCCAAGACUUAUCAAUCUUUAUGGAGGAAGCAUGGAAGAAAUGAAUGAUUCCAAAGUUAACUGCAAUUGUUUAUAAAUCUACAAAAUAGAAUUUUAA